AUGUCUACAGUUACUGUCAAUUAUCAAUUCAAAGCUUAUAAAGUAAAAGUAACUCCAAGCACGAAUUUAAAUGAUAUUUUAAGACAAAGUUUAAAUCACUUUAAAUUGGACCGAGAUUCCAAUCAAAAUGGAUCUGUUUGUAGAUGGGUCUUUUUAUAUAAGGGGAAAGAAAUGACUAUGGAUUUACCAUGGAGAUUAAUGAAUCUACCUGCUGGUUGUAAAUUAGAUUUGAUAAAUAUUCAAGAUAAUACUAAUGUUAUUAAUAAUAAAAGUACCAAUACGUGUGAAUACAAAGAUGGAUCGUCUGAUCGUCUUUCUUCUUCUUCUUCAUCUGUUGGUAAUAACCUAAUCAAAAUGCGAUUUCAAGUAAGUGGUCGUGAGAGUGUUGUUCAACAGAUCAACCCAAUGGAUUCUAUUACAAAUACUUUUAAGGAUAUAGGUGAGAAAAAGAAUUGGGACGAGCUUUGUUCAAAUGAUAUUUUGCAAAAAUUGAAGUUCAGAGUUAUGUCAUCAGUGUAUGAUUACUCUAUGUUCAACGGUAAAAGUUUUCAUGAUUUAGGGGUAAGUAAAUCAAUUUCUGUCAAUAUUGAGAUCCCCUCUCAUCUGGAUUCUGAAUCCAAAUUAAAGAUGAACAAACAUGUGACCACAUGUACAGAUACCCCGCAGGAAGAAACUAGGAAAGAGAUCAACAUUAAACAUGAAAUACAUAAACCAACGGUGUAUUUGCCAUCAUCUGAUAAAUUAACAAUAGAGGCGGAUACUAACUACAAUGAUGAUAUUUAUGAGUUAUCUAUAGAACAUGCAAAAAUGUAUCAGAAUAUGUUGCUAAAACAAACUGGUAAUCUUGGUGGACCAUUAAUGACUAAAAGGUUAAGAGAAGAAAAAAUGAAACAAAUAAGGGAAAUGAAUAGACAAAAUAUUAAAGAAUGUUUAAUGCGAAUUAAAUUGCCCGAUCGUAGUUAUUUAGAGAUUGCAUUUAAACCAAAUGAAACUAUGAGAAAUGUUUAUGAAGAAAUCUCCAAAAAUUUUUUAAAUAGUCAAGUGAAAUUUAAUUUGUAUCAGACUCAUCCACAUGUACUGUUACCGUGUAAUGAUCAAUUAUUAGUGGAUGAUUUGAAGUUCAGAUCGAAGAAUGUUAUAGUAUUAGAAUUAGAAGAUCCAACAAAGAAAGGCCUGCUUUUGAAGGAUACUUUAUUAGCUAAUGCUAAAUCUAUUGUAGAGACAUUGGAAGGAAAUUCUGAUUUGGAGAUGAAACAUUUAAACUUAGAAUCAACAAAUCCAACUAACAACGACAUAUCUACUCAAGAAACUAAACCAAAGAAAUCUCUGAGGGGAAUUCCAAAGUGGUUAAAACUAAGUAAAAAGUAA
Messenger RNA from Arxiozyma heterogenica, 1368 nucleotides. It is a transcript of the gene UBX4, whose product is annotated as Ubx4p. Bases 1 to 1368 code for a protein of 455 amino acids. Gene Ontology annotation, molecular function: protein binding. Gene Ontology annotation, biological process: intracellular protein transport. Gene Ontology annotation, cellular component: cytoplasm; nucleus; vesicle membrane. NCBI's taxonomy places the organism in Eukaryota, Fungi, Ascomycota, Saccharomycetes, Saccharomycetales, Saccharomycetaceae. The record is from RefSeq and is a predicted model, not a curated record. The transcript has a single exon.